CAGCCGAAAAGCUGAAAAAAUUUAGGCACCACAGGCACAGGACGCCAGGAAUACUGAAAGGACGAGGAUUGAUGAUCCAAGGUCAAGGGAACGUGAAAUUAGACCUGUUAUUCUUGUUUUAGUUUGUCUAGACUAAAGUGCCGGUUUUAAUCUUUUUGUAGAGUUUUUGUAGAAGAUAUUUUUACGAUAUUUUCUAUUUUUGUUACUUUGUUAUCUGUGUUUUUGUUAUUUGUAUGCGUUCAUUCUUUGAGGAGUGCGCAUGCUGAGGAUCUUUGACACUUGUUGCUUUAAUCUGGAAUUUCAAGAUUGUUUAUUGCGUACCUCGUGAUAAGAAAAUCAGAGUAACGAAGAAAGUGGGGAUUAUAGAGAGGGAAUUAAGUCAGUUGGGACUUGACCGGCAUUUGCAAGAGGCACUUUAGAGGGUUAAGAUGUCAGCUUAUAAACUAGGAAAGUUGAUAAUCGAGGGGAAGACGAAACAAGUUUUUGAGCUUGCCGAAGAACCCAAGCUUUGUUUUCUUCAAAGCAAAGAUCGCAUAACAGCCGGCGAUGGUGUAAAAUCCCAUGAACUCGAAGGAAAAGCUGCAAUCAGCAAUGCCACAAAUGCAAAAGUUUUUCAACUCCUAAACCAAGCUGGUCUUAAAACUGCUUUCGUUAAAGUGGCGGGUGAAACUGCUUUUAUCGCUAAAAAAUGUGAAAUGGUUCCGAUAGAGUGGGUGACGAGGCGUCUGGCAACUGGAAGUUUCCUAAAACGAAAUCCAGGUGUACCAGAAGGUUUCAAAUUUUAUCCACCUCUCCAGGAGACUUUCUUCAAGGAUGAUGCUAAUCACGAUCCUCAAUGGUCUGAGCAACAAGUUGUAUCUGCUGGAUUUAAAUUAAAUGGAGUUGUCAUUGGAAAAGACGAGUACGAUAUUAUGAAUGAAAUGACUUUGGCAGUAUUUGAAGUUCUUGAAAAAGCUUGGUCGACGAGAAAUUGCGCACUAAUUGAUAUGAAGAUUGAAUUUGGUGUUGAUAGCAAUGGAGAAAUUCUCGUAGCAGACAUUAUUGAUAGCGAUUCUUGGAGGCUCUGGCCCUCUGGAGACAAAAGACUCAUGAAGGACAAGCAGGUCUACAGAAAUCUCUCGACUGUCACCAAAGAAGAUUUGGACACCGUAAAACGCAACUUUAAAUGGGUAGCUGAACAGCUCGAAUAUCUCGUUCCCCCUGCAAGUUCUCUCGUCGUGAUUUUGAUGGGAUCCCCAUCAGACGCGGAGCACUGCAAAAAAAUAGGAAAAUACGCCCAAGACUUGGGACUUCGAGUUGAACUUCGCGUGAGCAGUGCUCACAAAGGAACUGAAGAAACUCUGAGAAUUCUAUCGGAAUACGAGGGAAGCGGCGAAAAGGUAGUGCUGAUUGCAGUCGCGGGAAGAAGCAACGGACUGGGACCGGUCCUCUCUGGCAAUUCUACUCUGCCUGUGAUCAAUUGUCCUCCUCUGAAACCCGAAGAGGUCGGUCAGGAUCUUUGGUCUUCGCUGAAAGUUCCCUCGGGUCUUGGCUGCACUACAGUUUUAUACCCAGAAAGUGCCGCCCUUGCUGCAGCACAAAUUCACGCCCUCAAUGACCACCUUGUCUGGUCUCGCUUGAGAGUCAAAAAAUUGACAAACUUUAUCACUUUGAAAAGGGCCGACGCCAAAGCGAGAAGCCUGGAAAUCUGAAAGUCAUUCUGAAACUUUUUAUUUUAAGCAUAUUAUAUGUUUACUCGUUUUUCUACAAUGCUUUAAAAGCAAUAGGAAUUAUUAUCCUGGAAAUAAUUUCCAGUAGUUUUGAAAUAUUGCAAACAUACUUUGAUUAAAUGUUCUUCAUUGCGCUUUCUGUUUACACAAUUCUGCUUUUCCUUUUGCUUCUACUCUAUACCUUUUCACAGGUUUAUAAAAUAGAUGUAUUUCUCAUGCAACCGGUUUUUGAAUGAAAUUCUUUCAAAAAGAGUGGACUAAUCAAUGUUAAUGUUGGCUGUUUUCGUAUAUGUUUUGUUAUUGUUACUUUUAAUUUCUCUUUACUGGCUACAGGUUUAUAAUAUACACCUCUUUCCAUUUCGAGAGAUUUUUGAAUAAAUGGAGGGCGCAAAUUUCAUUGUAGUAUUUUAAAACCGAGUUUUUUUAUACUAUUUUAGUCUAUGUUAUUUUGUGAUAAUAAAAUGUUUAGUAAGAGAAAAUUUUA
Messenger RNA from Belonocnema kinseyi, 2193 nucleotides. It is a transcript of the gene Paics, whose product is annotated as multifunctional protein ADE2. Gene Ontology annotation, biological process: 'de novo' IMP biosynthetic process. The transcript is spliced from 6 exons. The record is from RefSeq and is a predicted model, not a curated record. Gene Ontology annotation, molecular function: phosphoribosylaminoimidazolesuccinocarboxamide synthase activity. Lineage: Eukaryota; Metazoa; Arthropoda; Insecta; Hymenoptera; Cynipidae. The coding region runs from base 429 to 1691 and encodes 420 amino acids.